GUUACCAGCUGACAGAAAAUUUGGUUAAGGUUAUGUUGUAAUUCCAUUUUUUUACGUAAAUAUCAUAUUUAAACGAUUGUUAAAUUACAUAUGCGUUUCCAAAGUUGAUAAAAAUUAAGAAACAAUGUCUGAAUAUACCCAGCCACCCCCACCUGACCCUAGAUUAGUCAGAUUUUAUGAAAAAAAUGAUUAUGAAUCGCUCGCCAAAUACCUGAUUGGUAAUAAUUAUAGAUAUCGCGAAAACAUUCUUUUACCAAGGUUUCUUGGUCCACCGGAGAUUAAAACUAACGAAGAGAAGAUGAUUGAAGCCGCUGUAGAGAGCUGCCCGUUUAAAUCACUUACCAGUUGUGUUGUUGGUUACGGUUUGGGGGCUGCCGUCGGUCUCUUCACCUCAUCACUCAUGCCAAACGUCACAGACACAACCGCACCACAAACGCAGACAGCCAGACAAAUCUUACGAGAAUUCAAAACGGCUAUGCUGAGUAAUGCUAAGACUUUUGCUAUACUUGGAGCGGUGUUCUCCGGAGUCGAGUGCUGUAUAGAGUCAGCGAGAGGGAAGUCGGACUGGAGAAAUGGGACUUACGCUGGUGGUGUCACUGGUGGACUUAUUGGAUUGAGAGGUGGUCUAAGAGCAGGCGUUUUGGGUGCAGCCGGUUUCGCGGCGUUCUCCACAGUUAUCGAUUACUACAUGCACUCUCGAGGAUCCUGAAUUUAAUCAUAAUCACAAAUUAUUGUAGUAAAUGUUAUUUAAUUAGUAGAGUUUAUGCUACAUGAAUUGUUAAGACAGCCCUUUGAAUAAAUGAUUGAAUCCGU
Leguminivora glycinivorella is the source of this 813-nucleotide messenger RNA. Its product is annotated as mitochondrial import inner membrane translocase subunit Tim22. The transcript is spliced from 3 exons. Gene Ontology annotation, cellular component: TIM22 mitochondrial import inner membrane insertion complex. Lineage: Eukaryota; Metazoa; Arthropoda; Insecta; Lepidoptera; Tortricidae. Gene Ontology annotation, molecular function: transmembrane protein transporter activity. The record is from RefSeq and is a predicted model, not a curated record. Bases 125 to 709 code for a protein of 194 amino acids. Gene Ontology annotation, biological process: protein insertion into mitochondrial inner membrane.